This is a messenger RNA of Lynx canadensis (Canada lynx), 1155 nucleotides long. RefSeq names its product multiciliate differentiation and DNA synthesis associated cell cycle protein (gene MCIDAS). Gene Ontology annotation, biological process: negative regulation of cell cycle; negative regulation of DNA replication. Gene Ontology annotation, cellular component: nucleus. NCBI's taxonomy places the organism in Eukaryota, Metazoa, Chordata, Mammalia, Carnivora, Felidae. Bases 1 to 1155 code for a protein of 384 amino acids. The record is from RefSeq and is a predicted model, not a curated record. The transcript is spliced from 7 exons.
AUGCAGUCGUGCGGGGGCGCCGCGGCGGGACGCCGAGCCUUCGACAGCAUCUGCCCCAACAGGAUGUUGGAGCUGCGGGGCCGGCCUUUCAGCAAGCCCGGGAAGCUGGAGAAGAAGUUCGCCCCUCCGCGGAAGUUCUUGCCUGGUUGCAGCGGCGGCAGCCCAGUGUCGGUCUACGAAGAUCGGCGGGACGCGGAGCUCUCUGCGCUGCCAGCGCUCACCACCAUAGACCUGCAGGACCUCGCCGACUGCUCCUCGCUACUCGGGUCCGACGCGCCGCCUAGUGGUGACUUGGCUGCAUUGCAGAACCAGUCCCUGCAAACUGCUGCGGACUUUGAUCUGCAGGAUUUCAGAGACACAGUGGAUGAUCUCAUUGCAGACUCAUCCUCUUUGAUGUCGCCUCCUCUGACCGGCGGAGACUUUCCCUUCUCUCCUGGCAACGUAUUGCCAUUUGGGCCCUGUCUCUCUCCGCCGCUGGACCCAAGGGCACUGCAGUCACCGCCUCUGCCCCCUCCAGACGUGCCCCGGCCGGAGCAGUACUGGAAGGAAGUGGCCGACCAGAACCAGAGGGCAUUGGGGGACGCGCUCGUUGAGAAUAACCAACUGCACGUGACGCUGACCCAGAAGCAGGAGGAGAUCGCCUCGCUCAAAGAGCGGAACGUGCAACUGAAGGAACUUGCCAGCCGGACCCGGCACCUGGCCUCUGUGCUGGAUAAGCUGAUGAUCACGCAGUCCCGGGAUUGCGGGUCGACAGCCGAACCCUUCCUGCUCAAGGCGACAGCCAAAAGGAGCCUGGAGGAGUUGUUCAGUGCUGCGGGACAGGAUUGCGCGGAAGUGGACGCCAUCCUGAGGGAGAUUUCCGAGCGCUGCGAUGAAGCGCUGCAGAGCCGCGACCCCAAGCGGCUCCGGCUACAGCCGGAGCCCGCGAGUAGGGAUGACAUGCCAGGGAACCUCCACGGCACCUUCCGGGGGCUGCGCACAGAGUGCAGCCGGAGCGCGCUAAACCUGAGCCGCAGUGAGCUAGAAGAGGGUGGCUCCUUCAGCACCCCCAUCCGCAGCCAUAGCACCAUCCGCACCCUCGCUUUCCCCCAGGGCAAUGCCUUCACCAUUCGGACCGCCAACGGGGGAUACAAAUUCCGCUGGGUCCCCAGUUGA